Morchella importuna is the source of this 2196-nucleotide messenger RNA. RefSeq lists its product as uncharacterized. The record is from RefSeq and is a predicted model, not a curated record. Gene Ontology annotation, biological process: positive regulation of transcription by RNA polymerase II. NCBI's taxonomy places the organism in Eukaryota, Fungi, Ascomycota, Pezizomycetes, Pezizales, Morchellaceae. Bases 1 to 2196 code for a protein of 731 amino acids. The transcript is spliced from 7 exons. Gene Ontology annotation, cellular component: nucleus.
AUGUUUGGCGGCAGCAGGCGGUCGAGGGGCUCAACGACCGAAUCAGAGUGCUCGCACGGCUUGGCAGGACACCGCCAAGUCAUGCCAAGUCACGCCAAGGAUAACGCCAAGUAUUCUGGAGCCGGAAUAGUAUUAGAUGCCAAUAGUAUUAGGCUUGGACAGUGGCACACCCCAAUCUCCAACGCCAUCUGCUUCCACACAAGGCUCAUGGGGCAGCAAAGUGAACAGAACAGGGACCCCGCAGCAACCAUAGAUUCCAUUCACUCCAUCCUCGACCAGUUCGUGUCGAAUCUUCCUCCCAACUCCUCUUCUACAUCUCAGCAGCAGCAGCAACUGCCUGCGGCGCCCACUUCUGCUCCGCAACAGCAACCACAGCAGCAACAGCAGCAACCACAGCAGCAGCAGCAGCAGCAGCAGCAACCACAGCAACCGCAGCAACAAGCUUCCCCCGGAUCUUCCAAGCUGGCUGUCCCACAAAGCCCCGCGACGGCAGCGCCCGUCGCUCCGAGUACUCCAUCUAUUCCGGCAAAGGAGGAGACAAACCUCGGCUGCCAAUGGAACGGGUGCCAGGAAAAGUUCGAUUCGCCAGAGGAGCUAUAUAACCAUUUAUGCGAUAUCCACGUCGGUCGCAAGUCAACUAACAACCUAUGCUUAACUUGCGCAUGGGGCACCUGCCGAACAACAACCGUAAAGCGCGACCAUAUCACUUCCCACAUUCGUGUACAUGUGCCGCUUAAACCGCACAAAUGUGAGUUUUGCGGUAAAGCUUUUAAGCGACCGCAGGAUUUGAAGAAGCAUGUGAAGACACAUGCGGACGACUCUGUCCUGCUCCGCAGUCCGGAGCCGGAUGGUACGGGCAGACGCGCAUCGGGCGUUCAUCAGGCUCGCGGAGAUAAUGUACACUCUCCGUACACAACUAGUGCCGGUAUGCAACCCCUCGCAGCUACAGCCGCGCAGGCGUAUUAUGGAAGCCUUGGGGCGUAUUAUCCGGCUCCGAACGGCGCACCGAAUCCAGGAGUUUAUUAUUACCCCACCCCCCAACCCGCGCCUCAACAGGACGGAAUGAACCAGCAGCAGCAACCUGGUGGCGAGAGCAAAAAGCGAGCAUUUGAUGGCGUAGAUCAAUUCUUCGAGGACGCCAAAAGGCACAAAAUCCAGCCGGUUUAUGAUGGCAACAUGGCACAGCGCCUAUCUGCUUUACAACAAUUCGUGCCUACCACCUCUGGAGAGACUGUUGACUUUAACGGACACCAUGCUGCAACCGUUACUGCCCCCGCUGCUGGCCAAAGCCAAUACACGCUCCCAUCUCUGCGUACCAAGCAGGACCUCAUUGAUGCUGACCAUUUCCUGACCCAGCUCUCAGCCAAUGUAUAUGAAAGCCCUGCCGCUGCAGCGGCCGCCGGCGUCCCCACUGGAAGUCAUUUCACUCAGCCUUACCGCAAUAACCAGCCGACUUCCCCGCAUGGUACUCAGACACAGCAGCAUAGUCCUAACCACACACCUGGUCACGAUAACGCACCUGCCGCAGCGGCGAUUAUGCAAGCCUCAAACUCAACUAGCUCGGGCGGUACCUCCGCUCUGACGCCUCCAACAUCAAACUACACUACUUCUCACUCGCCUAACCAGCAUACAACACCUCCGUCUUCAUCGCCACAAUCUGCAACAUCUAUGUACCCCAGUCUCCCGGCUAUCCCCACUAGUGGCGAGGCAUACCCCGCACCUGUCUCAACAGCUCCAGCAUCAUCCCUUGGUCCUACUUUCGAAUCAGAGCAAAGGCGUAGAAUCAGCGUCGGUGUUUUGCAAAGAGCAAAACCAGUUCAAGCGGACCAGGAUGUGGAUAUGGAUAGAGAUGACAAUGCGGACAAGAAGAGCGAAGUAUCUGAUAGCCUAAUUGACCCAGAACUCGGUGCCUUGUCGGCGGAGGUUUCUGCUCCAACAGCCCCCGAAGACCCUGCAAAGGAAUGGGAAAAGAACAUCGAAUUACUCUCAAACCUUAGGGAUUAUGUUAAGAACCUGCUGCAAGAGGAAGAAAAGAAGGAACUCACGGAGCAGGAUCAGGUGAUGACCGACCAAGAUGGUGGUGUCAACGCAGAACCUGGUCAGGAAGGUGUCGACAACGGAGGAGCCGAAAAAACCGAGGAGCAAACUGAUGAGCAGGCUCUCUACCCAGUGCUCAGAGCAGUAGCUGUUGCCUAG